AUGGCAGCCUUGGACGUCGACGAUAUUCUAGUGUUCACACAUGUCUGUUUCCGAGCGACACUAAACUACAAUGGGAUUUACUAUAAACAUAUUGAGAAGUUCGGCCUGCUGUCCCAUUGGCAGGCUCGAGUUUAUCAUGUUUCUUCCCUGAGAAUUCGUGAGUCCCGCGAGGGAGUAUUUAACGAAUCAUUCUGGGUCACCAGCUUUACUUCGAUCGCCAUGACUGGUAUGGCCACUCAACAGCGUCGGAUUUUUGUGUUUUCUCAUGCUCGUACAUCCUCCAACUUAUUUAUUCGUCUCCUGGAAAACCAUCCUACAUUAGGAAUCAAACUGGCGAGUGCUUCGACCGUUCACAUCCGUAGUACAUACGUCGACACUGAAAGUCAUUGCAGUACCCGUUCAUGGUAA
Marasmius oreades (fairy-ring Marasmius) is the source of this 408-nucleotide messenger RNA. RefSeq lists its product as uncharacterized. NCBI's taxonomy places the organism in Eukaryota, Fungi, Basidiomycota, Agaricomycetes, Agaricales, Marasmiaceae. The coding region runs from base 1 to 408 and encodes 135 amino acids. The record is from RefSeq and is a predicted model, not a curated record. The transcript has 2 exons.